Molecule: messenger RNA, 2497 nt
Organism: Ricinus communis (castor bean)
Lineage: Eukaryota; Viridiplantae; Streptophyta; Magnoliopsida; Malpighiales; Euphorbiaceae
Product: auxin transporter-like protein 2
Exons: 9
Coding region: 741-2159 (472 amino acids)
Cellular component (GO): plasma membrane
Source: RefSeq, a predicted model, not a curated record
UAAAACGAAAACCACCAAAACCCAAAUAAACAAAAGUACAGAGCUUAGACACUAGAAGCUAAAGCCCCUCUCUGCUCUUACCUCUGCAGUGCUGCAUGCAAUAUCUGCUACUGCUAAACAUACAAUUUUGUUUUUCUUCUCAAGAACACUGUAACUCAAAGCUAUUAUUUCUUUUUUCUCUUCUUCUUUUGCCUUCUUUUCAGGUGUUUCUUUUCUUUUUUUGACAGAUAUCUUUCUUUGUUGUUGCUUGCCCAAAGUUUCCUUUUCUUUCCUUUCCUUUCUUUUCCCCUUUAAUUAUAAUUACACUUUCUGUUUGUUUUGUAUCUAAACAAGUUAUUAUAUAUAUACCCAUCGGAUUUUGACAGUGGCAGAGCUUCUUUUAGGUGAAAAGCAGCAUUUAAGAGAAAAGGGUAUUUGGGUGAGUUUGUAUAAUAACACUAAAACAAUUUAAUGCACUGACAAUCUUGGAAUUGUGAGGAUUUUCUUUGUUUCUUGACAGAGAGUGUUUAAAUACUCUCCGACUCUCUCUGUCUGUCACCACUCUACUCUACACUGCAGCUUACAUACAAUAUUAAAGAAAAGCUGUAACAGCCGUUUUGGUGUAGACUCAAUUCACUGACUUCUUCUUCUUAAAAAGGUAUAAACUUCAUAAUAGAAAGUUACAAGAAACAGCAGAUUUGCAGGACUGUCAUACAUUUGUCAAUAUAAAAGAUCUGUAGUGAAGGAAAAGAGAAAUCAAAAUGUUAUCUCAAAAGCAAGCAGAGGAAGAAAUGGUAUCUAGGUUUAAUGAGACUGAUGAGCAUGGAACAGAGAAAGAAGAAGAGGGGGAAGAUCACUCUAUUUUUAGUGUCAAAAGUCUUCUUUGGCAUGGUGGCUCUGUGUAUGAUGCCUGGUUUAGUUGUGCUUCAAAUCAGGUGGCUCAGGUGCUGUUAACACUGCCCUACUCUUUCUCACAAAUGGGGAUGCUUUCAGGGAUAAUUUUACAGGUGUUUUAUGGUAUUCUUGGGAGCUGGACUGCUUAUCUCAUCAGUGUUCUCUAUAUAGAGUACCGUAGCAGAAAGGAGAAAGAGAAUGUCAACUUCAAGAACCAUGUCAUACAGUGGUUUGAAGUGCUUGAUGGUUUACUUGGUCCAACCUGGAAAGCUGUUGGCUUGGCCUUUAACUGCACUUUUCUCCUCUUUGGUUCUGUUAUACAACUUAUAGCCUGUGCAAGCAAUAUCUACUAUAUAAAUGACAAAUUGGACAAGAGGACAUGGACAUAUAUCUUUGGAGCUUGCUGUGCCACUACUGUAUUCAUACCCUCAUUUCAUAAUUACAGAAUUUGGUCUUUUCUUGGACUUGGAAUGACCACUUAUACUGCUUGGUACUUGACAAUCGCAGCCAUUGUUCACGGCCAGGUUGAAGGUGUAACCCACUCAGGCCCAAAAAAAUUGGUUCUUUAUUUCACAGGCGCCACCAAUAUUCUCUAUACUUUUGGAGGUCAUGCUGUCACUGUGGAAAUUAUGCAUGCAAUGUGGAAACCUCAGAAAUUCAAGUACAUAUAUCUCCUUGCCACCCUGUACGUUUUCACCUUAACAAUCCCAUCGGCUACUGCUGUCUACUGGGCAUUCGGUGAUCAACUGCUCACUCACUCGAAUGCCUUUUCGCUACUUCCUCAUUCCGGCUGGCGUGAUGCCGCAGUUAUCCUCAUGCUCAUCCAUCAGUUUAUAACAUUUGGAUUUGCUUGUACACCAUUGUAUUUUGUAUGGGAGAAGGUAGUUGGAAUGCACGAUACAAAGAGCAUAUUUUUGAGGGCAUUAACCCGGUUACCUGUAGUAAUACCAAUAUGGUUCUUUGCAAUUAUAUUUCCUUUCUUUGGACCCAUUAAUUCAGCAGUGGGGGCUCUUUUGGUCAGCUUCACCGUCUACAUCAUCCCUUCUUUAGCUCAUAUGCUCACUUACCGCUCUGCCUCUGCUCGACAGAAUGCAGCAGAGAAGCCACCAUUCUUCCUCCCAAGUUGGACAGCCAUGUAUCUAGUCAAUGCAUUUAUAGCGAUAUGGGUACUUGUAGUUGGUUUUGGAUUAGGAGGGUGGGCUAGCAUGACCAAUUUUAUAAGGCAGGUUGACACAUUUGGUCUCUUUGCCAAGUGCUACCAGUGCCCCGGUGCGAAGCACCACUGAUCAGAGUUAUGGACUCAUCAUUGAAACCCUUCUCCAAGCAUUUACAUUCUCUUUUUUUAUGUAUUAUACAGAAGGGAGACACCACCACCGCCAUCUUCUCCUCUCUCUCUCUCUCUCUCUCUCUAUAUAUAUAUAUAUAUAUAUAUAUUGGGUUUUGUUUCAACAUUUUUAUAAGAGUAGGUGAUUUGUGAAUGUUCAUGUUUGGUUAAAUUAGUAUCAUAGCAAUGUUUCAAAUUUCUCUAUGCUGUGAAAUGAAUACAAUUCAGAAUUAGCAAAUGUAAUUAUCCAGAGUAUUGAAAGUUCGAACUACUUUUCAUGAAAAUCUUAGACUUUUAUUA